UCAUGAGGAAUAAAGAAUAGUGUAUGUUUAAUUGGUUCUUCAAUUCAUGACUUGAAAACUAAGAGAGGUAGAUAGUUACGUGCCUGGCAUGCAAAGCUAACUAAAAAGAAAAAAAAGACUUCUUCUUCAUCAUCAAUUUCCUUACAACAGAAACAAUCUUCUUCAUUUUUACACUAAUUCAACCUACAUAAAUAUUUUUGAUGUUUUUUUUUGGAUGCUGUUCCUUGUUUGAUUGAUUGUUCAUCCGAAUUUGUCCUACUUCUUUCCCUUGAUUCUGCUUUACAUUCCAGGUCCAAAAAUCGCGUUUAUGACCCUAACACUUUGGGCGAAUUUGGACAAGUACUUGCCAAACGAAAAGAGCAAAACUAGAUAAAAACUGAUCUGAUUUCAAUCAAGCUUUGUAAGUACAUCAAAACAGUGCAUACAGAGCAGAGUUGAAGGCCAUCAGAAUGGCAUCCCUAAUACCUGGGGUGCUACUCAAGCUACUUCAGAGCAUAGAUUCGAAAGUAAAAGUUCGAGGGGAGUAUCGAUCAGUCCUCUUACAAGUGAUCAGCAUUGUUCCGGCCUUAAGUGGAGGAGAGUUAUGGCCUGAUCACGGCUUCUUUCUUAAGGUUUCCGACUCUUCACACUCCACGUACGUGUCCUUGUCCAAGGAAGAUGUCGAGCUCAUCCUGAACAACAAAUUGCAAUUAGGCCAAUUUUUUUAUGUUGAUCGCUUAGAGGCUGGUACUCCGGUCCCUACUGUAGUCGGAAUCAGGCCUCUCCCUGGCAGAAAUCCUUUUAUUGGAAAUCCUAAGGACCUGAUGCAGAUUUUAGACCCGUCAGAAGGUCCUGUUCGUGUUGAUUCUCGUAGCUUUAGCAAUGGAAAUAUGGCUAGCAAGACACCAGAGAAGAAGGUUAGGAGCUCGAGCCUACAUAAGUUUGUGAUUAAAGAAGAGAAGUCUGUGGUUUCAUCGCGUUAUAUGGAGGGCGUGAUAUCAACUCAUCAUAGAAUUAGUAGCAGUGAUUCUAUCAGUAUGAAGAGCAGUGAUACUGAAAGUAUUGGAGGUGGUAAGACUGUGGUCUCGAAAUCUAAGCUACAUGAGCCUAAAGGUCAGUGGCAGAGUCUCCCUGCUACUCCUUGUAAUAGUCGACCAGUCACUCCCUCACGAGCUCGUCCCACGACACCUUCCCGUCUACGUCCUGCAGUUCCCUCUCAUCCUCGUCCAAUGACUCCUACUCGGACACGUCCAGAGACUCUUGAAGUGAAGGUUGAUUCUGCUAGACAGACCUCACAGUCUCAAUCUCUUAAGGUUGCCCCUAGAAAAAGCGUUACCAAACAAGAAAAGGUCAAUUUAAAUUACUCGACGAAUGGAAAGGACAAGACUCAAACUUCAGACCAGCAGACAUCCCCCUGGAAUGCUCUUCCUGCCAGCCUUUUGAAGCCAGGAAAGGUCAUGCUUAGGAGAAAAGACUUAGCAUCCAUAAUUGCAGCAGAAGCUCAGAAAGAAGCGACAGCAGCUGCAAUUCUUGUCAAGUGUAUAGACAUGUUUGCUGAUCUAUGUUCCUCUGCUUCACCUUCAAAUCCUCACGUAUCCCUUGAAAAGUUCUUCGCGCUACAACAAGUAAUUGAUCAACCAGGCUCUUCAAAGGAUAAACUCCUGAUAUUACAAAACAAUUCGCCAUCACAGGGAAAUGAUAAGCCUAGCACAGCACCAUCAUUUUCCCAUAAUGAGAAAAACAACAUGAAAUCAUUAAAGCCGGCACCUGAAUUAAGCUUGAGUGAUAAGUUCGAAUGGUCUAAAGGGCACGGAAUGAGUGACAUAAAUGAGGCUAAAGACAUGUUACUGAAAGAAUCGCGAUCAUGGUUCUUGAAGUUCUUGGAUGCAGCACUAGAUAGUGGUUUUCGAGUGGAGAAGAAAAACAUUAAACAUAGCAUUGGGAGGAGAUCAUUAGAACCUAAUAAUCAUAUUGCAGUGACAUUGUCACAACUUAAGCAAGCCAAUGAAUGGUUGGACAAAUUGAAAGGAAGCACGAGUAAUGCUGCACAUAAUGAUGAUGGUGUUUCAGAAAGAAUUGAUAAGCUUAAGAAGAAAGUUUACGCGUGCUUGCUUGUACAUAUAGACUCUGCUGCAUCAGCACUCGACAACAGAUCAGAUCGUAAAUGACUCUAAUACAAGAUCAAGAUUUGUAAAUUACACUAGUUUUGGUAAUUUGUUUCAUUUAAUUUAUCUAAUUUAUGAUAUUAAUUUAUGCUAAA
This is a messenger RNA of Chenopodium quinoa (quinoa), 2239 nucleotides long. RefSeq lists its product as uncharacterized. Lineage: Eukaryota; Viridiplantae; Streptophyta; Magnoliopsida; Caryophyllales; Amaranthaceae. The coding region runs from base 450 to 2147 and encodes 565 amino acids. The transcript has 5 exons. The record is from RefSeq and is a predicted model, not a curated record.